Molecule: messenger RNA, 1467 nt
Organism: Exophiala mesophila
Lineage: Eukaryota; Fungi; Ascomycota; Eurotiomycetes; Chaetothyriales; Herpotrichiellaceae
Exons: 1
Coding region: 1-1293 (430 amino acids)
Source: RefSeq, a predicted model, not a curated record
AUGGCGAAGGUGCCGCAGUCCUUGACCCCGGACCUCCACACCGUGGCGCUUGGAUUCUACCUCAAUUGGUACCUACGCCCUCGAUCAUCACCGGCAGGUUCAUCUCUAGGUCUUCUGGCCUCUCUGUCGGCCUGGGUCAGUAGCUCCAAGUCGGCAAUGGUUGAUUCCGCUGUCUCAUCUAUGGCAUUAGCCGUUUACUCACGUGUUCGGCACCACAUACUCGCAGCCACUGCUUCUUCGAUGACGUAUCAACUCACUCUGCGUUCAGCCCAGAAUUCCAUCUCCAACUUGAGCGCCGCAAACAUAGAUGCGUGUCUGAUGACUAUUUUUCUCAUGAGCCGCUACGAAGACGUCUUCCACCGACACUGGCAUUCACCCACAGGAAUCUCUUUUGGAAGUGCUCCUCAUCACGACGGUGCCACGGUCAUCUUGAAGACAUGGGUCGACAAUUUCCGCGGCUCAACUCCCCCAUCAGUGGUCAUUAAGCACACCCGCCGCGGCCUCCUUCGGUCUGCGCUCUUACGACAUCUUGCCGUGCCAGAAUGGAUGCUUGAUGGAAGUGUCUUUGGUGAGACUGGGCAGGAUCUUGCAUACGAUUCAAUCUUUGUCCGUUUGUUGAACAUUCGGCACCAACUCCAGACUGGCCUCGGAAACGAUGAUAGUGGUGUCACCAGCAGCUAUGUCAUUCCCUCGGCAGGUGAUCUGGAAGACUUGCUUGUAGAAUUGAAGACACUCGACGGUGACCUGGAAACCUGGAAAGCAAACUUUCCAACCUCUUGGGAGUUCACGACUUGGACAGUCAAAGACGUUGGCCAGACACCCCGGCAACAUUUUUACACGCCUCGAGCCAAUCUUCACUCAAGUCUCGUGGCAGUAGCCGCCUACAACCAAUACCUCAUCACAAGCAUGCUCGUCAGUAGCACCCGCAUGAGACUAGUCCAACAAAGCCAAUUCUUCCCAGAGACCUUUCGAGACGGCCUUGACAAAGAAAUGCUCAAGAGUCUAUUCCACCUUGAGGACAUGGGGAAAGAAGUGGCUGCUAAUUUCCCAUUCUGCUUGAGUCUCAUCAAAUUAGAGGAUGGCGAAUGUGUGAUCCGCAAGGCUGGUUCCAUGGAAGCGUAUGAACCAGCAACUGCCAAUCUGCUCGCGUGGCCGUUGAGUGUCGUCUCAAAUCUUCACGGCGUGAACAACGCACAGAAGAAAUGGUUCCAGUCUGAACUGAUGUUUGUUGGAAUCACCCUGGGAUAUGGGGCUCUGCAAUGUACCGAUGGUCAUGCGUGUAUCCGACUAUGACUCUUUCUUGCCAAUCCGAUCAAUAAUCUGGGGAUAAGAUGAUCAUUAUUCCGAGAUUUGAUCUGAAUCUGAUCUCAGAGUCGGGCUACCAAGAGAGAAAGACUGACAUCGGUCCCAAGUCUUCAUUUGGAUAUUUCUCCUUAUGGUAUGACGUCGUGGCGGUUGGAAUUCCUA